Molecule: messenger RNA, 2586 nt
Organism: Acanthoscelides obtectus
Lineage: Eukaryota; Metazoa; Arthropoda; Insecta; Coleoptera; Chrysomelidae
Source: the annotation of a GenBank genome assembly
CGAUUUGUCAUUUUGAAGUUUGAGGUUAACCAACUUAGAAAGGAAAAUAAAAAGGAUUUCCUCCCAAUUUUUUAAUUUGUCUAGUGAAUGUUCAAGAAAACAUUGGGCAGCAUAAGCAUUUUUUGAUCUACGUAAAAUGACCUCCGUAAAUCCAGAUAUAUUGAAAAAAUUCAAAAAUGCUACAAAGUUACCUGCAAGACAAGAAGCAGAUGGACAUGAAAUUCCAGUUGAAGUACGAGAGGAUGAAGAGCAAUCUGUAAAAGCUCAAGAAAUCAUUGACAUACUGGUAGCUGCAGGAUACUUUCGUGCAAAGAUCAAAGGCCUUUCUCCAUUUGAUAAAGUAGUUGGAGGAAUGACUUGGUGUAUAGAAUUGUGUAAUGUAGACGUUGAUGUAGAUUUGCUUUUCCAAGAAAAUUCAACGAUUGGACAAAAAAUUGCUUUAACAGAAAAGAUUGUCGCUGUCUUACCAAAGUUGAAGUGCCCCCAUAGGAUUGAACCACAUCAAAUACAAGGCUUGGAUUUUAUUCACAUUUUCCCUGUAGUGCAAUGGCUAGUUAAGAGAUCAAAUGAAUACAGGAUAGAAAUGGCAGGAAGAGUUAGACAAUAUGCAAUAAGUCAAUUCAAUAAAUCUUUUGCACCAGAGCAGAAAGAUGUAGAUACAAAAAAUAAUAUGCUAGAAAGCAUGAAGAUAGUAUCUGAGGUAUAUAGACCACACAGAUAUAGUAAAAGGAAAACUGCACCUCCAGCAGACAUAGAAUCUAGAGUACAGUUAACAUUGCUUGAGUAUGGACACAGAGGAGGACUUAGGUUAAUUGCACCCACUAGUGAUGAAAUUGAUCCAGAAGUAGUUAUGGAACAAGAAAAAAAUUACCAGAAGAAACUCCAGCAGCUGACAAACAGUUUGGUAGAUUUAAAAGAGGAUGCAAGUAGCUCUUAUGAUUUAAGUGAAGAGGAUAGAAAGAAAAUAUCCAAACAUUAUACUUCCUUACAGCUAGAACUGAAGGACGGUGGCGCGCUCUCUAAAGAAAUGUAUAGAUUAAAGACAUUGAAUGAUCAGAAGCAGUUACUAACUGAAAUGACUGGAAAACUCAAAACAAUGAAAACAGCUGUACAAGGAGAUAUUGAAGAAACUAGCACCAUGCUAGAAAGCAUAAGACUGAAAAAACAAGAGGCUGAUAAAAAGUUGAAAGAGUUGGAGGAAUUUGAACUAAAUGACCCAGAGGGCGUGAAAGAAAUUGAAGAAUUGGUAGCUUUAAGUGAAAGCUUGAAACUACAAGAAUCCCAGUUUAAGGAACAGUGUAAAAAGGAAUUAGUACAAUUACAAAAUCAAAUUGAGGAGACUCGAAAGGCGAAAGCAAAAACUCCAACAGAACUUAACUCGGAGAUUAUCAAGGAAUAUGAAGACGAGACUGAAAAAAUAAAAGUUGCACGAUUGCAAUUAGCGAAAAAGAACAGACAUGUAGCUGCAUUACAGAGACAGUUGGAUAAUGUGCCUAACAGAGCAGAACUUGCCCAGUAUCAGAAGCGGUUCCUAGAGUUGUAUAAUCAAGUGGCCGCAAAACACAAGGAAACAAAGCAGUAUUAUACACUGUAUAAUACUUUAGAGGAUACGCGGCAGUAUAUGCAGAGAGAGCUAUCACUUUUAAAUUCGAUAUCAGACAGCUAUCCAGAGGCCAUGUCAUCAUCUAGCGGCAAGGAGGAAUUCCUACUACAGUUCCAGAAUAUCGUCGAUAGCGUUAGGCAAUCUAAAAUGAAAGUAGAACACAGGCUGAACGAAGAAAAGAAAAAGAGGGAUGAACUCAGUAGUACUCUACAAGGAAAAAUGUUUCAAAGAAAAGUUGUAUUCGUAGGACCUUUAUCCAUUGGUCACUGUCUAAUGUACGUUAGUCGAAUCUAUCCGUCCUGGUUUCUCAAAAACCAGACAAUGUCAAGGGAAAAAAGAAAGGGAAAGAGAAGAGAAAGGAGAAAAGAAAAACAAGUUUACGAGGAAACACUUGGUACACGGAUUAAUUUUGAGGUUUAGUAGAGUUACAGCGAAAAUAUGUCGCUGCUGUACGGCAGUUGAGCUUAGAAUGUCAGAAACACGAAGUUCUGUUGGCCCAGAGAAAAAGCAAGUCUUGAAUAUAGUUCUUAUUCAGUCAAGUGAAACUUGCGUUAUACUCGUUCAAAAUGCUGUUUAUUUUUUCGCCGUCAUACAUUAUCAUUUCACUUCACCAACGAUAAUCGAUAAUAAAGUUCGCUUUGCAGCAUAUUUGGCUUUAAUACCUCAUAGGCAAAGCCAAACAAUUGUACAUCACAUUAAUAUUAGGUUUGUAUAUGUAUAGUUAGAAAACUAUAUCUAUUAGAGUUCCCUAUCUGCCAUUUUUUCCAAUUGCAUUUAUUUUAUGGUGCAAAAAAACGCCCUGAUAAUAUUUAUGAAAAUAAAGGCUGUGUAGAAACAAAUUGGAAAUAUUCACAAGAUGGUAACGCUUUUAUUACUUUUAUAAUCAUGCUCUUCUAUGUGAUCGUAAAAAUAGUGUAUAGGUGUUUUGUAUAUUCCGACAUAUGAUAAAGAGGAAUCAAUAAAAAUUUAUAAUUAUUUCACUA